This is a messenger RNA of Temnothorax curvispinosus, 2901 nucleotides long. Its product is annotated as putative helicase MOV-10. The transcript has 11 exons. The record is from RefSeq and is a predicted model, not a curated record. Gene Ontology annotation, molecular function: 5'-3' RNA helicase activity; RNA binding. Bases 260 to 2458 code for a protein of 732 amino acids. Lineage: Eukaryota; Metazoa; Arthropoda; Insecta; Hymenoptera; Formicidae.
UAUCAAGUUCAGUUGGGAGUCCCCGAUUAAUCUAUUUAUUUAUAAAACAGUGUAAUGUGCAAGCUGCAAGAGACAGCAAGAGAAUCAAAAAUGCAUAUCGUAUAAGAUUAUGGAUGAUGCGUUAUAAUCUAUUAGCAUUUUUAUAACCUCGGAAUCGGAAAUAGUAGCGUGGCUAUUUGGUUACCGUGAUAACUCACGUGAAUGUCCAAUUUGACGCUUUUAUCUUACUUGGCAAUUUUAACAAAUAUUUACUUUCAUCAUGCAGAGGAGACAGGAACGCGAAGAUUUUAUGUCUAUUACCGCACCUGCAUUAAUGCCAAAGCUUAUGUUGCCAUAUGUUUUUAUCCCAUCUCAGUUAUGUAGUGCAUUAAAAAGUAUAUAUUGUCCAAAAGGGGACUCUAUUUCUCGUUCAAAUCUACAUAACAAUUAUAAAAAGUGCAUUAAAAGUUUGUCUAAUGUACGAACAAUAAUUCAGCGGGAUUAUUUAAGCAUAUUGAAAAUAUGCUUAUAUCUAAUACAAUUUGAAGAAGAUCUCGAAUUAGGACGGUUUAGAUUGUUAAACCAUACAGUUGAGACGUCUGAUUUAGAAAAUUGUUUUAUUAUCAGCCUGAAAUCUUUGAAUGGUGAUCUUCAUGUAAUUAAACCAGACUGUGAAGUAGACAUCAGAGAUAAUACAAAAAAAGCAAUUUUUGCAAAAGUCGUGAAAGUGGUAGAAAAUGAUGUAAUAAUAAAGCCCUAUGAUCCUGAAAAUGCCAAAACAUUGAAAAUGAAGGAGAAAAGAUUUAAUAUACAUUUUGUGGACAGACAUUGGUCAUUGAGAUGCUGUCAUUAUGCAUUAGAGAUAGUAAGCAAAUGCAAUUGGAUUGAGAUUGUAUAUCCACAAUUGAGGACAAAUUGCAUAGAUAUGGAAAUCGAUAUUGAAUGGAUAAAUGCUGAUAUGAAGGAAAAUGAACCACAGAAGCAAGCAGUGAGGAAGAUACUGAAUAAGACAGCAUACCCUGCACCUUAUAUAAUUUUUGGUCCCCCUGGUACCGGAAAGACAGCGACAUUAGUUGAAACUAUAUGUCAGAUUGUGAGACACUUUCCGACGAAAAAUAUAUUGGUGUGCACAUCAUCUAAUGCAGCAGCUGAUGAAAUCACGAAAAGAUUGAUUAAAUAUAUUCCGACAAAUUUGAUAUAUCGAAUGUAUGCUCCAUCUAGAGAAUGGUCGACUGUGAAGAAUGAAAUUCAAUCAUGUGCGAAUUUUGUUCAAGAAUCUACUCUCUUUUUGUCAAAAGAGUUACUGUUACGGAAAAAAAUUAUUAUUACAACAUUAGUAUCAUCUGUAAGAUUGAUUGAUGUAAAUUUUCGAGAAAAUCAUUUUUCUUACAUAAUUAUUGAUGAGGCAAGUCAAGCGAUUGAACCAGAGAUGUUGAUUCCUCUAGCGAUAACAAAUAAAGAAUCUGAUGAGAAUACUAGAUUUCAUCCACAAAUUGUUAUCGCAGGUGAUCCUUAUCAAUUGGGACCUGUUGUUUGUUGCAAAAGGAUUGAGCAUCUUCUCGGAAGAUCCAUGUUAGAAAGAUUAAUGGACGAUUGUGACCCGUAUAAAAAGCAGGAUGGAACAUAUAAUCCGAACUAUAUAACGAAAUUAGUUCAAAAUUUCCGUAGUCAUGAAAAUCUUUUACACGUGUCAAAUAAACAAUUUUAUUGUGGUGACUUAAAGAUCUGUGGAGGAGCCGAUAUACGAAUGGCGUUGAACUGGUCACAAUUGCCCAAUAAAAAUUUUCCUAUGAUAUUCCAAGAAGUUUUAGGCACAGAAACAAGAUCUUUAAACCGAAGUGUCUGCAACACCGCCGAAGUACUGGCGGUACUAAUGUAUGUGAGUAUCCUGAUUAAGACGAAAUUUGGAAAACACGUGAUAACACCAAAGGAUAUCGGGAUUGUAACGCCUUUUAAACAACAGCAACUAGAUAUUAUUCAUCAUCUAGAAGCUAUGAAGAUAAAAGGCAUAACUGUAGGAACAGUCGAAACAUUUCAGGGACAAGAACGAAAUGUGAUGAUUUUAUCCACGGUACGAUCUAAAGUCUUCGAACACAAUGAUAAAGAACACAUUGGUUUCUUAUCCAAUCCAAAGAGAUUUAAUGUUGCUUUAACACGUGCAAAAGCACUUAUGAUAAUAAUAGGAAAUCCAAAUAUACUCUGCAAAAACGAACAUUGGGAAGUACUUUGGAAAUACUGCAAAAAACAUAACGCAAAUAUUCCCUUUGAACAGUUGCCAUUAAACAAUGAUGUAAUAGCGAAAUUGAAAGGCAAUUCUAAAGUUAAGUCAUGUAAUGGUAGUGGCCCAUCAAGAGCAACGGAGUUAUCCGUUACCGUAGAGCUUGGGGAAGAAAAUAGAACAAAAACAUUUGAUGAACUUGUGCGUAAAAUGGAAAAUUUAAAGUUAAAGGGAGAAAAUUUAAAGUCAAAGAAAGAUUAAAAAUAACAACCGAUUCAUAUAGGAUUUAGGGCAUUAUUGCAUUUUUUACGAAUGCACGUAGAUCAUACAUUGGUUUGAUACAUCAUUUUAUUAACGUUUUAAUUUUAAUCAUUUUAAAGUUACCUAAAAAUCAGUAUUAAGCGUGACAUAAUUAAAGAUCAUUGUUUUUAAGUUGCCUGAAAGGGGUAAAAGUAUUAGUAUUCAGUAUGAAGUCCAAGGAUAAACGUCAGUUUUGAUAAGUGUAAGAGUUGAUCACAGUACAAAGAUAUCAGUAUUACUAAAUAUUAAGUACGAGACAGAUAUACGAGAACACGAUUGUUUAAUAUCUCUCUGAUAAUAUUUGGAUUGUUUUAUAGAUUGAUCAUAUACACAAACAUUUUUCGGAGGUAGCAUGUGAUAUCAAGUAAUUUUACGAAAAAACUAGGGAAUAUAUAUGUAUAAUG